AUCCAACAAACACCAUUCAUCAAGCAGCUCGCUGCAAGUGAUCGACCCACCCGCGACGCAGCCCUCCACUCCCUCCGCACAUUCCUCUCAGCCCGCCGUUCGCUCCCGCCUCUCGAGCUCCUCAAAUUAUGGAAAGGCCUCUUCUACUGCCUCUGGAUGUCCGACCGGCCCAAACCGCAAGCAGCGCUCGCGCAAGAACUCGCAAACCUGCUCACCAUCCUGCCGUCUCUGCCCGAGAAAAUCGAGUUCCUGAGAGCGUUCUGGAAGACGAUGCAGAGGGAAUGGACCAACAUCGAUGUCUUGAGGAUGGAGAAAUUUUUGCUGCUCGUGAGGAGGUUCCUUGCUGCUACGUUUGUGGCGGCGAAGGAGGGGAAGAUGGAGUGGGAGGAGGAGAGGGUGGGGAUGUUGGUUCGGACGUUGGAGGAGGUGCCGUGUGAGGUGGAGGAUGUGAAGGUUCCGAAUGGGUUGAGGUUUCAUGUCAUUGAUAUUUAUGUUGAUGAGUUGGAGCGGGUGGGAGCUUUAGAGGAAGGGAGUGAGGCGCCUAUUGAGAUUCUAUUGGGUCCCUUGAAGGCGUUGGCUAAGGGAAGUCCAACUAAGGCUGUUAGGAAUAAGGCCAAAGAAGCUUUAGCUGACGAGAGACUG
This is a messenger RNA of Mollisia scopiformis, 642 nucleotides long. RefSeq lists its product as uncharacterized. Gene Ontology annotation, biological process: rRNA processing. The annotation marks the transcript as partial. The transcript has 2 exons. The record is from RefSeq and is a predicted model, not a curated record. Gene Ontology annotation, cellular component: nucleus; preribosome, large subunit precursor; preribosome, small subunit precursor. NCBI's taxonomy places the organism in Eukaryota, Fungi, Ascomycota, Leotiomycetes, Helotiales, Mollisiaceae.